Sipha flava (yellow sugarcane aphid) is the source of this 1849-nucleotide messenger RNA. RefSeq names its product leucine zipper putative tumor suppressor 2 homolog. NCBI's taxonomy places the organism in Eukaryota, Metazoa, Arthropoda, Insecta, Hemiptera, Aphididae. The transcript has 7 exons. The coding region runs from base 25 to 1584 and encodes 519 amino acids. The record is from RefSeq and is a predicted model, not a curated record.
AACUGCUGGUUAUGAGGAUUGAACAUGGAUAGCGGUAACGAGACCCUUUUCUCGGAGGACUCAUCGCCCGACUCGGCGCCACCGCCGUCGCCCAGCAGUGGUCGAGGGAGCCAACAGCCCACGCCUGCUCCUACCCCGCCGCACAUCACUUCUUCCUUGUCCAAGGGAAGUAGUGUUAUACGUCCAGUGGCCUUCAAACCAGGUUCAAUGAGAUUCACCGACAACGGAGAAAGAUAUGGCUCCACGCCUAUUCUGGCUAGAUCCUCGCACAGACCUCUAUAUGGCAGUACCAACGAACUGCAUCAGUUAAAAAAACCAAAUAUGAUAGCUUCCGGGACGUUGGACCGAAAACUACGAUCAGCAUCACCAAUGGUGAUGUCAUCAUUGCCCGCUCAGACCAGCUGCAAAUUUCGGUUGGGCCAGCAAGACGAUUUUAAAUCAUCCUCUUCGUACAGUUCCUAUAGAGAUUACCGACCCAGUUCCAAGUCCUUCGCGAGGCUCAAUAAACGAUGUUCCGCGUCUGAAGGGUCAGCUAGCCUGUUAGACUUGACACCUUCCCCGUCCGAAUCGACAAUGCUGUCCGAAAUGGAAACAGUAUUGAAAGACAGGGACCGUGAACUGAGACACCUCCGACAAACAAUGGAACACAACGAACAAGUGAUAUUUAGAGUGUACCAAGAAAAAGAAAAUGCGUGGGAAAGAGAACUACGAAGGAUCAAAGCAAUGGGCGAUAGUCGGCUUAAGACGGCUGCGCAAAAAUCACUGAAGCUGGAACAGAUGCUCAUGAUGCAGACGUACAAGUUGCAGGACGAUAAAAAAAGACUGCAAGAAGAAAAUGAUCGUUUGGCGACAGAAACGACAGGCCUAAAGAAAGAAAUUGAUGAUUUAAAGGUAAGACUCGAGGAAACCGAAUGGGGUCUCUGCCAGAAAUCCGGAGAACUGUCACACGUCAAGUCACAACUGAAAGAUACUCAAAGCGAACUUACCGUGAAAUGCCACGAAGUGAUCGCGUUAAAAUCUGAAGUCCGAGACCUGUUACAGAAGCUCGAAUCGAAAGAACGGCGUAUUCAAGAACUCGAGGGUAAACGUCCAGAACGAUGCGUUGACGGCGUGGCCGAUGACAACACUUGCGACAAAUUAGCAGAGGACAAAUUUUAUUCGAUUGUCGGACGACUCAACGAACAGGUGGAGAACGAGUUGAACAAGUCGAACAAGUUUUCCGAGUGUAGCAUCGAAGAUCUGUCACUGUUCCCGAAGAAAGAAACCGAGGCGGACUCGAGACUGGAACAGCUCAGAGAACUCGAACGACACACUGCCAAGCUGAUUCGGCUGUUGAACGAGGAACGGAAGAACUGGGACCAGGAGAGGCUGAAAUGGUUCCAGGAAAAGGAGAAAGUGUUGUGUUACCAAAGGCAGUUGCAGAUGAACUACGUGCAGAUGUUCAGGAGGACGCAGGCGUUCGAGGCGCAGAUCGAGAACCUAACCGUCCAGAUGAACGUGUGCUCGGACCAUUGUACCAACGGCAAAAACGCCACCAGGAAGACGGCCGCCACCGUGAAGGCCGUGAAUGCCAUCAAACUAUAAGACAAAAGCCGCACGCGUCGCCCGUUGAAUGUGUUUGGAGUUUUUACCAUUUUUUUUAAUUAUUUCUUAUUAUAUUAUAUUAUUAUAUUUUAUUUUCGGUAUGCCUUUCAUCUACAACUUUUGUAACGUUUAACAUUACAAAUACUUAUUAUUCAAUCAUGCAUCGAUCGGUUUGUGUUGAAGUGAGUGCAAAUUUUAAUAUAGGAUUUUUUUUUUUUUUUGUGAAUUCACAUAUACCUAAAUAAUUAAAUAUAUUUUAUUGUUA